Erinaceus europaeus (western European hedgehog) is the source of this 2183-nucleotide messenger RNA. It is a transcript of the gene LAPTM5, whose product is annotated as lysosomal protein transmembrane 5. The transcript has 8 exons. Gene Ontology annotation, cellular component: lysosomal membrane. NCBI's taxonomy places the organism in Eukaryota, Metazoa, Chordata, Mammalia, Eulipotyphla, Erinaceidae. The record is from RefSeq and is a predicted model, not a curated record. The coding region runs from base 77 to 862 and encodes 261 amino acids.
ACAGGCAGCUGCUUCCCUUUUUUCUGCCUUGCUCAGGCUGUCUUUGCCUAGGAACCUGCAGGAGGACAGCAGCGCCAUGGCACCCCACGCCGUCCGCCAGACCUGCUGCUGCUUCAACGUGCGCAUUGCCACCACCGCACUGGCCAUCUACCAUGCGAUCAUGAGUGUGUUGCUGCUUAUCGAACACUCCGUGGAGGUGGCCCAUGGCAAGGUCUCCUGCAAGUUCUCCAAGUUGGGCUAUCUCAGGAUGGCUGACCUGUUCUCCAGCUUCCUGCUCAUCACCAUGCUCUUUGUCAUCAGCCUGAGCCUGCUGAUGGGCGUGAUCAAGAACCGGGAGAAAUACCUGCUGCCCUUCCUGUCCCUGCAAAUCAUGGACUACCUCCUAUGCCUGCUCACACUGCUGGGCUACUACAUUGAGCUGCCUGCCUACUUCAAAUUCGUCUCCCGCAGUGGCCGGGCUGGUCCCUCCAAGGUCCCACUGAUGACCCUGCAGCUGCUGGACUUCUGUCUGAGCAUCCUGACCCUCUGCAGCUCCUACAUGGAAGUGCCCACCUAUCUCAACUUCAAGUCCAUGAACCACAUGAAUUACCUCCCCAGCCAGGAGGGCAUGGCUCAUAGCCAGUUCAUCAAGAUGAUGAUCAUCUUCUCUGUUGCCUUCAUCAUGAUCCUCAUCUUGAAGGUCUACAUGUUCAAGUGUGUGUGGAGAUGCUACAAACUUAUCAAGUACAUGAACUUGGCUGAGGAGAAGGACCGCACGAAGAUGCUCCCAAAGGUGGUCCUGCCGUCCUAUGAGGAAGCCUUGUCUCUGCCCUGCAAGACCUCAGAGGGGGGCCUAGCACCACCCCCAUACUCAGAGGUGUGAUGUUCCAGGCCCCAGUCCCAGUGCUGGGAGGGGCGGAGCUGCCUCGCCAUCCGCUUCUUCUUUGCUUUGGGGGGAAGGGGUCCCCUGUGGCCUGGGUGAAACACCUGGCUGCCUCCUGGACAAUCGCUUGUGACCCCCUUGCUGGCCUGCUUCUCCAGUGGGGCCUGGGAGAUACUCCCCAGGGAGUCACCACCUUUCUCCAUUGAAUGACUCCUUGGGUUCUUCAAAGAUUCAGUCCAAUGGCACUUGUCUCAUUUUUUGAUCAAUUUUGACCUCUGUUUAAGGGACUAGUCAUUCCUAAUCCAGUGAGUUUGGUUAGCUACCUAGCAACUCAACCAGCUUUACUAAGUGACUGACAAACCCAAAUCACACAAGCGUCAGUUUGGUAGGGUAAGCUGGUCACACGGAAGCAGCAGUCUGUUGCGUUGCCUUGUAAAUGACUAUCAGUUCACCUUGCUCUGCAGCCAUGUGAAAUCAAGGCUCCCCAGCAAACACACACAUCUAGGUCUUUGUAGUAUCAUGAAUGAUCAGUCAUCAUCCAAGUCAGCCAAUCAUCAGUUGAUUCAGACCUGUGAUAAAAUUCUAUAAUAAUAAUAAUAAUAAUAAAAUUGAACCACCUCCCUCAAACUGUUAAAUUCAGCUUAAUUCAGCAGCUGUCUGCCUCUCUGAUAGUUUGGUAUUUCUGAGUGACCAAACCGUUCACUCUAAUGAGCACACGGCCAGAUAGGUGCUGAACAGCUACUAGAUGGCGAGUUCCAGGCUAUCCCCACUGUGACAGUUUGCAGACUGUCUCUCCAAAUGUCGAGUUGUCUUACUAAAGAGCUGUCAUGGUCACCUGCAUCAGACACAGUGUUUUUGGAGCCUGUCUCCCCAGUUGCAAUCCUCUCGAGUUCCCAAUGUCAAUCUACUGCAUAGCCUGCCCAAUUCGUAGGCAACUCAGUUUUGCCUGAGGCUUGUGGUCAAGCAGAAAUUCAAGCCUGAAAUCAGGCAAAUUCAUUCAUUGGACAAAAUCCAUGGGGCAGGUCACUCACAGAGGACACACCGUGGGUAGGUACAGACAUAUCAGGACACCUACUGGGAGUGCAGAGAGGAAAGUUCUGGCCCCUUUAUCUUUAGCUUGCUCCACUGGAGACCAGGCCCCCCAAUGGACUGACCCCCAAGGCAAGGAAAGGACCUUGAAGGCAGGCUUACUUGGGUCUGUGAGGGCUGACAGCAAGAGAAGGUUGUGGGAGAGGGACUCCACCAGCAUCCCCUCCUGAUUAUGUAAUUGCUUUGUGUAGGACAGGGAGAAUCUUCAAUAAAGCAGCAACAUGCUUCUGUC